AUGGUUUCAAUUUUCACCCUGGUGCUUGGUCUUGGAUGUGCCGUAAUAGCUUCUGCGCAUCCACCGAACUAUCAUUCAUCGCCUGACAGACUUACCUCGCGUGCCAAUGCUGGUGAGCAAAUUUUUCUCGGAAGAUUCAUCUCAACACCCACGCCAGACGAACUGUUGAUACAACAGGGUGCAGUACUCGUCUCUAGUGCAGACGGAAGAGGAGUGAUCAAUGCUGUCGCUUGGAAUGUGAGUAGUCCAGCCGCGGCUAUCACAGCCCUUGGGGCAGCCAACGGAACCACAGUUGUCACUUCCAAUGAUCAAGGAUUCUUUUUCCCAGGCUUCAUAGAUGGACACAUCCACGCUCCGCAAUAUCCCAAUCUGGGACUGUUUGCUGGAACAUUGCUUGACUGGCUGCAGGCAUAUACCUUCCCCAUGGAAUCUAGUCUUGGUAAUGCUAGCUCGCCAAUGUACGCAAAUUCAACCACCACUCCAGAUCCAUUCGCCAGGGCUCAAGCUGUGUAUGCACACGUGAUUGACAAGACGCUUUCGUAUGGCACUACCAGUGCAGCCUAUUACGCGACAGUCGAUGUACCAGCAACAAAUCUCCUUGCAAGUCUUGCUCUCCAGAAAGGCCAACGUGCCUACAUCGGACGCACUUGUAUGGAUAACCAGGAGUACAACCCGGAAUAUUACCGGGACGAAUCACCCGAAGAUGCGCUCAACAAGACACUUGCGACGAUCAAGCAUAUCCAAGACAUCGACCCGUCAGGGGAACUGGUUGCUCCCAUCAUCACCCCUCGCUUUGCACCCGCGGUCACAAAUCAGUCCAUGACGAUGUUGGCUGAAUUGGCCAAUAACAUGAGCCUCCGCAUUCAGGCUCAUGCGGACGAGAAUGUUGGCGAAGUCAAAUUAGUGGCGGAAAUGUAUCCCGAAUCGUCCUCCUAUGUUGGUGUUUAUGAUGACCAUGGACUCUUGACCAAUCGAACCAUCCUAGCACACGGCGUCCAUAUGACGGAUGCAGAAAUUGCCCUGGUCGCCGCUCGAGGUGCGGGAGUUGCUCAUUGCCCAGCCAGCAAUUCAGCUCUUGGUUCUGGGAUCUGUCAUGUGCGGAAGCUCAUUGAUGCCGGCGUCACAGUUGGGCUUGGAACAGAUGCAGCAGGCGGAUACUCCGCCAGCGUACUGGAAACAGCAAGGCAGGCAUUCUUAGUAAGCCGGCUGCUGAGUUUCCAAGAGGGUCAAAAUGCAAGCCUCAGUGUACCAGUUACUGAGGUCUUGUACCUCGGAACCAUGGGCGGAGCAAAACUCACCGGCAUGGAAGGAAGACUGGGUGGAUUUGCUCCUGGUAUGCUAUGGGAUGUACAAGAGAUUCAACUGGGCAACUGGGAGACCGAACCGGUUGACAUCUUUGGUUGGGAGAACUGGCACGACAGAGUCCACAAGUGGGUAUGGAACGGUGAUGAUAGGAAUGUUAAUCGUGUCUGGGUAGGCGGAAGAUUGGUCCAUCAAAAAUGA
Exophiala bonariae is the source of this 1503-nucleotide messenger RNA. RefSeq lists its product as uncharacterized. The coding region runs from base 1 to 1503 and encodes 500 amino acids. Gene Ontology annotation, cellular component: cytosol. Gene Ontology annotation, molecular function: zinc ion binding; guanine deaminase activity. Gene Ontology annotation, biological process: guanine metabolic process. The record is from RefSeq and is a predicted model, not a curated record. Lineage: Eukaryota; Fungi; Ascomycota; Eurotiomycetes; Chaetothyriales; Herpotrichiellaceae. The transcript is spliced from 2 exons.